UCAAGAAAAAACGAGCAAAAGGGACUCGAAAGAAAAACAUCAGCAAAUUUUACUUUUUUUCGUGUCAACUGUCGUCAUUGAGCUGUAAAACAGUAGAAAAAUGUCUUGCAAACCGAAAUCAACUUACCUUUCGUAAGUGUUGAAAGUAUGUGCAUUUGAGUGCGUUUUCGUCGUUUCGUUCGUCGCUGUCAAGGACAAAGUGUGGUGUUAAUCUGAUUCCUGCACACGAUCUGAGCAAGGUUUGGCUAAGAAUAUCAAAGCGACAGACAAAGGAGAUCUGGAAGAUCCAAACUGUUAAUGCUAGAAAGAGUCAGCUAGAAAAUGAAUUACGAUGUGCUACUAAACCGAACGGGAUUCGGUCGCUUAAACGUAAGUCAACAAGUUCGAAGCGUAUCUGAGAGCGAAGGUCAGUCGUACCGUCAGCAAGAAAAUGAAACCCCCACUAGAAAAAUUUCUGGUUGCACUGCGACCGGAAACAGCGAGGAACUAAAAGGCAAAGUUGAGUCCAAAUUGAUGAGCAUGUGGAACAAUGUCAAGUUUGGGUGGUCCGGUAAAAUGAAACCCAGCUUUUCAAAAGAGCAACCUCUCUGGUUGCUUGGACGAUGUUAUCACCAAAAAGUUACUCCUGUGUUAUCAAUGGAAAACUCGAUGGAAUUGAGUGCUAGUGUGGAAACAAAUCAACUGGUAUUUGAAAAUGUGCAGCAGCAGCAACAACAAGCGGAUAUAUUUGUAGAGUCUCCGCCGGAAGAGACUGGUACCGAUGCUAUUGAGGAUAGUAGUCCUGACGCAAUUGUUGAAGAGGAAGGCAUAGAGGCGUUCAAGCGGGAUUUUAUUUCUCGCCUGUGGAUGACUUAUCGGAAGGAGUUUCAAACAAUAUAUGACUCCAAUUAUACUUCCGAUUGCGGCUGGGGUUGUAUGAUUCGUUCAGGACAAAUGUUGCUUGCACAAGGGCUUAUGACUCAUUUUCUUGGCCGUACUUGGCGAUGGGAUGCAUCGGCUGAAAACAUCAGGUUAAAUUAUAAGUCUUUGAGCUACGAAGAUAACAUUCAUCGGAAGAUAAUACGCUGGUUUGGGGACACUCCUUCAAGGACAAGUCCAUUUUCUAUUCACACACUAGUGGCUCUUGGGAAGGAAACGGGAAAGAAACCAGGUGAUUGGUACGGUCCGGGAGCAGUAGCCCAUCUGCUAAAACAAUCGGUGAAACAAGCCACUCAGGAAAUCGCCGAUCUCGAUGGAAUUAAUGUUUACGUUGCCCAAGAUUGCGCUGUUUAUAUUCAGGACAUUAUCGAUGAAUGUACGAUUUCCGCUGCUCCAAGUGUAGCACCAUGGCAGAAAAAGCUGCCGUCGGCAUCUAACUCCAAUUCCUCUUCCAAUGCUUCGCCUUGCACUAACGUAAUUAACACUGCUUCGAAUACCUCUGCUAACCUGUCUGCCGUGGAAGACAGUUGUCACUGGAAGUCGCUGAUUCUUUUAGUGCCACUACGGCUCGGAACGGACAAGCUGAAUCCUAUUUAUAACGACUGCCUGAAGGCGAUGCUCAGUCUUGACAACUGCAUCGGAAUCAUCGGGGGUCGGCCAAAGCACUCGCUGUACUUUGUUGGCUAUCAGGAGGACAAGUUAAUCCACUUGGAUCCGCACUUCUGCCAGGAUAUGGUAGAUGUUAAUGAGGAAAACUUUGCAGUCUCGUCGUUUCACUGCAAAUCACCGAGAAAGAUCAAACUGAGUAAAAUGGACCCGAGCUGCUGCAUUGGAUUCUACUGCGAGACCAGAAAGGACUUUUUCAAGUUUGUUGACAACGUCAAGCCGUUCCUUCUUCCAGUAAAGCAAUCGAUGAGUAGUAGCUUUACCAGCUCAACCGGUCUGCAUCAGUUCAACGAAAUCACUUACCCAAUGUUCGUGUUUUGCCGGGGCAAAAGCAGCGAGCAGCAGAUUGAUUUGCCAGUAAGGUCCAUGUAUCGAUCCCCGCCGGCACCACCGCCCCUCUCCUCACACAACGCUACGCAUUCGCAGCAGCUACUCCCGCAGGACUACGACGAUGAUGACGAUGAUGACGACGAAGCUAUUGAGUUUGUAAUUGUGUAGAUCCACUCUAUCUAAACCCCCGGCAAGUAGGACCCUAUUGCUAAAUAUCAGUUCAUGUAGCACAUUCCGGCUCUUUUAAAAGCAGUUUCUCCAAUUUGGUGCUCCCUUAGCUCGAACCUAAUGCUUUAUGCUUCUAGUAUUGUGUGCUUUAAAUGCAAACAAUCUUUCUUCAGCAACUUGAGUAGGAAAUACUUAAGCAUCCACUCGAUAACGGAAUAAUCAUGCUAAUAGCUAAAUAAUAUCUAGAAAACGGAUUCAACCUGCUGUAGUAUAGUACCUUACUGGUCUCCUCACUGUUAUGUUGUGGGUGCAGUCGGUGCAUUCACGUUUCUAACAAGAAACAUUAACGGUAGUCUGUACUUAUUUGAAGAAACGUAGUAAGAUUGUAAUCUUCUUACCAUAAUAAUUAUUACCCUGUUAGCCUGUAGUUGUUUUAGGACUAUAUCUAAAACUGCGCCUGUGUAUAUUACAAAAGGGUUUUCAUGCUCAAUGCGAUGAGGCAAGCUAAAAUCGUGGCAGUAAUUUAUUAUUCGUAGAUAUGGCAAAAUAAUAUUUUCACUUUUUCCAAGGACAUGUACUCUACUAAACUUUUCAAUUAUCAUGUAUGCUGUCAGCGAUUAAAUGAGUCGUCUGGAUUCUGUGGUACUAUCUGGCAAGAUAUUGCUUUAUAACUUGAUAGUUUUUUUUUAUUUCAAUUGUAGAGGUUCUACAAUUGAAAUAAAGGGUAAUUCGCCUCCUUUUCGGGUUAGAAAAGUCUCUAAUCCUUUAUGCGGGUGGUUGCGAAUCGAACCCAGGUGUGCUGCGUACAAGGAAAUCGAUUUACCAGGUACGCUAUGCUCGCUCCCAUGAUAAGAGGUUACCCCUACACUGCCGCUAGAAGCAUAAUUGUCCCAUGUGUAUAGGGAUUCCCAUAGCACAUGGGACAGUUAUGCUUCUAGCGGCAGUACAGUUGAGGAUCUAUUUUCGAUAAAUUUCGUAGGUUUUUUAAAUGGUUUUCCUACGUAAAAGAGGAGCUCUACGCAACAACAAUUGCGCAUUACAUAACUAUCUGAUUCGUACAAAAUGUAUACUCGAAGCAAUUAGGUUCGAGAAAAAGUGAUAUAGUAAUGCGGAAUAGCUAAUCGGACUCACCGUGUUAGACAUACAAAAGGAACAAUUGGAAGAUACAACUUCGUGGAACAGAAUGAUCAUGUUGGCUCAUCUUAUCGCGUACAGAUUCAUGUGUGUUUUGGCUUUUUUAGAUUAUGAAAAAACGCCUUUAUGUCGAAAGUUGUAAUUAUAAAUUAUACAUGAUUAUUUAUAAAGUUGUUUUCGCUUCAUAUAGGUUUUAGAAACGAGAAAUACAAUACAUCCUCCGAUUAUGCACUAUAAUUAGCUAAUUAAUCACUAUAGGAAAUGUCUCAUACAUCUGUAAAUUUUGACUGUAAUAAUAUGAUGGAGCAUCCGAUUUGCAAAA
Topomyia yanbarensis is the source of this 3538-nucleotide messenger RNA. It is a transcript of the gene Atg4b, whose product is annotated as cysteine protease ATG4D. The transcript is spliced from 5 exons. The coding region runs from base 322 to 2082 and encodes 586 amino acids. Lineage: Eukaryota; Metazoa; Arthropoda; Insecta; Diptera; Culicidae. The record is from RefSeq and is a predicted model, not a curated record. Gene Ontology annotation, molecular function: protein-phosphatidylethanolamide deconjugating activity.